AUGCAAGACGAAACCUUGCGAUUCCCAGAUAUCGCAUUAUUAGAUCGAUCGAAAAGCUUUCAUUCAACUGCUGAAGGAAAGAUGUGGACGCGGUUAUUAAUCAAUUUAUCUUGGUGGCUUCAUGAUAUGUAUGAAAAAGAUGGAUGUGAUCCGAAUGAAAAAUUCGCCUAUGUUGAAAACAAACUUGAGCAAUGUAAAUCAUUAUUUCCGGAACGCUUUGUAUUGAUGUUCUCAAAUCCUGAAUUCUCUCCAAAUAAACAACAUCCGUUUUUGAUCUGUCGUCACGAUCAGCAUAGAACAAUUUUGUUGAUAUUUCGUGCUACAGUUUCAUCCAAAUCUAUUCAAGAUGUAUUUACUGAUCUUCGAUUGUAUUCUAAUCAUGAUGUUUAUGAGGGCGAUCGACAUGCAGGUUUUGCUAGUCGUGCCGAUUCAGGUCCAACCUUAGCAGUUGCCCAUUGGUUACAGCAAGGUUGGAAAGUGAUCAUCAGCGGACAUUCGCUUGGCGGUGCCGUUAGUCAACUAUUUACUGCUCGAGUGAUUGACUCUCUUGUAGAAAUUGGUUUAACUGUUGAUCGAGUCGUAUUAAGAUGUAUCACUUUUGGGACACCACAGUGUGCCGACCAUCAUUUCUGGUCGAAGUAUGCAGCAUGGUAUGAUAUUUUCGAUACCUAUAUUUACGAAAAUGAUGCUAUUUUUCGGUUGGUUACAUUUGGAACUGAAGCGGCAACAAGUGUUGCUAAAGCAUUUGCAAAUCAGAUCAUUAAUUACAGUAAAAAAGUUAUUCAAUACAUUGAUAAUGAUCAAUGUCGCAAUCUUGCUGAUUCUUCAUUCGAACAAAUCUGUAUUAAUGGUGUUGAUAUUCUCCUUCCAAAGUAUUAUGUAUUUGGGCGGCAUCAUUUUAUUAUGAAAGAUGAACGAGCCAAUCUCAUGAUUAAGUCUAUUGGUGAAUUGGAAGAGGACAGACAAAGACUGAUGACGGAUUUAAAAUAUGGAACUAAAGAAUGGUAUAAAUAUUUCAUCGAAAAAGAAAUGAUGUUCAGUGGUUCGUUGAAAUUCGUCUAUCGAGAUUUUGCAGAUCAUGGUUGUUAUCCAUUUGCGAUUAAUCAAUUGUUUAAUGAAGAAGCCAAUCGAAGGCUUGUCGAAUUGAAAGAAUCGCGAGAGCAGGCAACUAUUAUACCACAAGAACAGUCAGACGCUCGAGCUAUUUUAUUUUGUCGAUCGGAUAGGGCUAUUGAGUUUCUUAAAGAACAUUCGACAUUCAAUAUUGAAAUUACUACAUUCUUCAAUGUAACUGAUAUUCAAGUAACUGUUUUAUCAAAUGAAAAAAAUUCAGUACUUCAGAGAAUGGAACAUCUCGAUCCGAUAUCAACUGCAUUACUUUCUUAUCAUGAGUUAGUUUUAGAUGCGAGUUCUGGUGAUCAAUACAAUGACUCGCCAGUAGUGCGAUGUUUUUCGCAGUUUUUUGAUGCCUUCAAACAUAUUGAUUGCGACGAAAGUGAUAAGAUUAUGGCAAGAUAUUUGGCAGAAGUGCAAAGCAAGAAUUAUUCAGAAGGUACAAUGAAGCAAUGGGAAAAUUCAGAAGUGCCCACAACAGAUAUGGGGGUUUAUAUAUAUCUGAUAAAAGAAUUAAUUUCUUUGAAUACGGUAUACCUUGAUGGAAAAAAAUAUGAUUGUGCAACUCGAAAUAAAGCUGAAUACUUACUUCGAAGACUAGAUCUUACAUUGGCUUUACACUUCUGUGAAAAGGAUGACUUGACUUCGAUUCGCACUUUAGCACAGCCAGAUUUUACCGACAACUCUGCAUCUCUUCUAUCCAUCGAACUUCUAUUUUCGGACAAAAAAAUAACAAAAAUUGAAAACAAAACUCUGCUAGCACGUACAGACGAACUGAUACCUCUACAUCUCGAGUUUUCUGACCUACGAUCAUAUUUGCUAUACUUGCAUAAUUGUCGGGAAAUAGAUACUGUUCGGAUUAUCCUGAAAUGUAUAAUGGCAGUAUCUUUUUUCGUUAGAAUCAAAUUAAAUCGUUUAGUAGUCUUUGCAGAGAAAUAUUCGAUCGGCGACAAACUAAAUUGGGCGAUGAACAUGCGGCCCCUUUCGUUCUCUCUUAAAAAUUCCUGGAAGGUUGUACUUCACGGACUGGGGUAUCCUUUUAUGUUCUUAUAUGGCUUGACUCAAACUUGGCUACAUCGAGCGAGGAAAACAUUAAAUGAAAUUUCGAUUGCAUUAUUAAAAUCAGCGAAGGAAGAUGUCGAUAAAAAUAAAACAGAGUGGCAAAUUUUCAGUCAAUUAUCAGGAUGUAAACAGUUACAUCGUAUAAAAAACGUCAAAACUGAACAAGAACGCGACAUGUACUGGAAAAAGAUGUACAUCGAGGAACCAUUGAAAGAUAUGCCCGAUAAGUAUCGUUGGAAUUGGAUUGGCAUGAUGCAAAUUUGUUUACAAUUGAAUUCUAUGCAUGAAAUAUUGCUAACAAAACCACCGAAACUUGUUCUUUCUGGAAAAUCGCAAACUGGUAAAUCAACUUUAUUCCAUCACUUAACUGGUCAAAAUUUAGAAGAACUACGUAAUAUUGAUGCAUUCAACACUCGAAUGUCGCUCCAAUGUUCAGCGCUAAUUACGUUUGAUGAAAACAAUCACACGAAAUCAGAGUUAACGAUUGAUGUUGUCGAUAAUCCUGGACAAGACGAUGCUACAGAACAGGCUAGGAAUUUAUUGAAUAUUACUUUACAUACAGCUAGUCUAUUUAUCGUAGUGUCUACGUUGGAAGAUGUUAACCAAAAGCAUAAUAUUGAGUUGAUCGAUUACCUUCUACAAGAAACAUCGGUCAACAUUCUCGUUUUAAUAAAUAAAAUUGAUGUUCGGUUGUUUGAAGAAUGGAUACAAUUUAAGAAUAAAAGUCUGAUCGAUGAUACUUCGGAUCAUGAUGAUUGGGAAAAGGGUGAAGACUACGUUAGAGAUGUAACGGUUCCAGUCAAUUCAAAUUUCAAUGCAUCUGAUACAGUCGAAAAGUUGAUUAGGCGUCCAAAACAAGAAUUAAUAACUAGUUUGAUCCACGAUAAAAAAGAAAUAGAUCGUCGUCUAACCAUAAAACCUAUUAUUCUGAAACAGUUUAAAAAAGUAGAUACCUACUAUCAAGAUCUACGUAAUUUUUCUAGAAGCGAUAAAAAUUUUCUUUCUCAAGUUUCAAAAUCGAAUGUGAACAAAUGGAUAAUUGAGAAUCUUACAAGUGUGUACGACUAAGUGCCUGUUACAUUAUUAAAGCAAUCUUUCUUUAUGGAAUCAGAUCAACAGGACACAAGUAACUCGUUCUUUUUUAUUUUCAGAAAGUGAUAAAUUUGGAAAUAACGGAUUCGCCAUGAAAAAUGGUACUCUCAUUGCAGAUCAGAUACCUCUGCAAUGGUGCAUGAUAUGAACUUACUUUUUUGAUACAAAGGAACAAAAUUUCUACACAAUGCGUAUGGAUGCGGGUGUGUGGAAGUUUGAGGUGUGGGUAGGUGUGAGGUGUAGGUGUGGCUAUGGCUGUGGCUGUGGGUAUGUGAGUGUGGCUGUGACUGUGGGUGUGGGUAUCUAUUAAUGAAUACAAUCAUACCUACACCCGCACCCACACCACUGCUGGAGUGGAAACUGCCUCACUUAUAAUUCGAGUUAUAACUUUUUAGUUAUAACAGAUUAACUUUUUGGUCAGAAAGUUAAUUUAGUUAUAACUAUCAACCGUAGUUAUAACUUUCAAAUACAGUUAUCAUCAAUUUUUCUAAUUCUAUCAAAAUAAAUUUUAUAUAAAUAUUUUCAGUUGUAGAGAGCGCCAACAGUUAAACUAAACUUAAAAUUAUGUAACUCUUUUUAUUUUUUUAAAACCUUUUCAUUUAUUGAAAACAGAAAAAAAUCUUAACUAAAAGAGAGCUAUAGAUUCUGUAAAGCUUAUGAUUUAUUGAAAAUUCAAGAUAACAAUAAGAAUAAUUAACACAAUAUACAACAUGAGUAAGAAAAAAAAUAGCAUAGACAAUUAUAUUUUAUAGUUUAUUAUAUAUCCAUAGUAGCUGUUAACAGUUCUUCAACAUUAUAAUCUUCAUUUGAUACCUUUUCACUAAACUCAUCUUCCAGUAUUUAACCAUCUACAGUAAAUAAUAGUUGCGUGUCAUCAAUAAAGCCAAGAUCAAUUAAAAUCUGGGUGUGUGGGUGUGGGUGUGGGUGUGCGUUAAAACAUCGGUUGCACAGGUACGCACACUGACACCCGUACCGACACUCACCCCCACUCCCAAACCCACACCCACACGAACACUCACACCCCACACCUCAAACUUCCACA
This is a messenger RNA of Rotaria sp. Silwood2, 4309 nucleotides long. NCBI's taxonomy places the organism in Eukaryota, Metazoa, Rotifera, Eurotatoria, Philodinida, Philodinidae. The record is from the annotation of a GenBank genome assembly.